UCGGGAAGCUGCGCCCUCCCGCAGGCCCGGCGCUGCUCAAGAUGGCGGCUGACAGUGAGCCUGAGUCCGAGGUGUUCGAAAUCACGGAUUUCACUACCGCCUCCGAGUGGGAGAGAUUUAUUUCUAGAGUUGAAGAGGUUUUGAAUGACUGGAAACUUAUUGGUCCUUCUACAGGGAAACCUUUGGAAAAGGGUGUAUAUACCACUGAAACAUGGGAGGAGAAAUCAGAGGAGAUUGCUUUUGCUGACUUCAGAUUCUCUGUGACACAUCAUUGUCUAAUCCAGGAAUCCAAUGACAAGGAUGCAAAAGAGGAACUAGUAGAAGAUGCUCUUCCAGUUGCCAUGCAAGAUCUUCUGUGUUUGAACAAUGAUUUUCCACCUAGAGCUCAUUGUCUAGUAAGAUGGUAUGGGUUGCGUGAAUUUUUAGCCAUUGCACCAGCAGCAAAUAAUGAUGCAGUUCUUAGUGAAUCAAAAUGUAAUCUUCUUUUGAGUUCCAUUUCUAUUGCAUUGGGAAACACAGGCUGCCAAGUGCCAGUAUUUGUGCAAAUUCAACACAAAUGGAGAAGAAUGUUUGUUGGAGAAUGUCAAGGACCUGGAGUUAGAACAGACUUUGAAAUGGUUCAUCUUCGCAAAGUGCCCAGUCAAUAUACACAUGUAUCAGGACUGUUAGACAUCUUCAAAUCUAAAAUUGGCUGUCCAUUAACUCCAUUACCUCCAAUUAAUAUAAGUGUUCGGCUUACAUAUGUACUUCAGGAUUGGCAGCAAUAUUUCUGGCCUCAACAGCCACCAGAUAUAGAUGCUUUAGUUGGAGGAGAGGUUGGAGGUCUAGAAUUUGGAAAGUUGCCAUUUGGUGCCUGUGAGGAUCCUAUCAGUGAACUCCAUUUAGCAACUACAUGGCCUGACCUUACAGAUGGCAUAAUUGUAGACAAUGAUGUUUAUUCAGAUUUGGAUCCCGUGCAAGCACCUCAGUGGUCUGUGAGAGUCAGAAAAGCCGACAAUCCACAGUGUUUACUGAGUGAUUUUGUUACUGAAUUUUUCAAACUUUGUCGUCGGAAAGAAUCAACUGAUGAAAUUCUUGGAAGAUCAGCAUUUGAGGAAGAGGGCAAAGAUGCUGAUAUAAGUCAUGCUUUGUCAAAGCUCACAGAACCAGCACCAGUCCCAAUCCAUAAACUCUCAGUGACAAAUAUGGUUCACACUGCAAAGAAAAAGAUUCGUAAACACAGAGGUAUAGAUGAAUCACCAUUAAAUAAUGAAGUCCUCAAUACUAUUCUCUUGUACUUAUUCCCUGAUGCUACUGACAAAUCAACAGAUGGAUCUGAAGCCAGAACUAGUACUUCAACAGGAAGUCUUCCUCCCCCAGACAGUGAAGACUAUAAUCUCUACAUCCAAUUCAAAUCCGCGCCUUCUGAUAGCCUAACUUACAAACUGGCCCUCUGUUUUUGUAUGAUCAAUUUUUACCAUGGUGGGGUCAAAGGAGUUGCACAUCUUUGGCAGGAGUUUGUCUUGGAAAUGCGUUAUAGAUGGGAGAACAAUUUCUUCAUACCAGGGUUAGCUGGUGGUGCUCCAGAUCUGAGAUGUUGUUUACUGCACCAGAAACUCCAGAUGUUAAAUUGUUGCAUUGAAAGAAAGAAAGCAAGAGAUGAAGGGAAAAAAGGCAAUAAUUCCGAUCGACCUUCUAGUGACACUGGGAAAACAAUUAACCUGAUGGGUCGAGACAAUGUGAAAGAUGCUGACAAGGAAAAAGGAGAAGCAGGAAAAUCUUGGGAAUCUUGGAGUGACAGUGAAGAAGAAUUUUUUGAAUGCCUAAGUGACACAGAGGAGCUUAAAGGAAAUGGACAAGAAAGUGGGAAGAAAGGGACUGCAAAAGAAGGCAGCAAGGAAACUCUAGCAUUAAAGCCAGAAGGCCGUCUACAUCAGCAUGGCAACUUGACUUUGCUUCAUCCUGGGGACCCUCUAUAUGUUCCAAUAACACAGGAACCUGCUCCUAUGACUGAAGAUCUGUUAGAAGAACAGUCUGAAGUGUUGGCUAAACUGGGAACCUCGGCGGAAGGAGCCCAUCUCCGAGCUCGUAUGCAAAGUGCCUGUUUGCUGUCAGACAUGGAAUCUUUCAAGGCUGCCAAUCCUGGUUGCUGUCUGGAGGAUUUUGUAAGAUGGUAUUCACCUCGUGAUUACAUAGAAGAAGAAACUGUGGAUGAAAAUGGGGAGAUAGUUAUUAGAGGGGAGCUGAGUGCCCGAAUGAAGAUUCCAAGUAAUAUGUGGGUUGAAGCAUGGGAGACAGCAAAGCCAAUUCCAGCCAGGAGGCAGAGGAGACUCUUUGAUGAUACUCGUGAGGCAGAGAAGGUGCUGCACUAUUUAGCAGUUCAGAAACCCGCAGAUCUUGCAAGACAUCUUCUUCCUUGUGUUAUCCAUGCAGCUGUACUCAAGGUAAAGGAAGAAGAAUCUCUAGAAGACAUUUCUUCAGUAAAGAAGAUAAUUAAGCAGACAAUUGCCCAUUCCAGUAAAGUUCUCCGGUUUCCAAACCCAGAAGACAAAAAACUAGAGGAAAUCAUUGGCCAGAUUAUGAGUGUGGAAGCCACUAUUGCCAGAGCAAGGUCACUGAAAGCAAAAUUUGGGAUAGAGAAAUGUGAUCAAGAAGAAGAACGCAAAGAUUUAGAAAGAUUUGUCAAUUCUUUUCUGGAGCAGCCAGAAGUAUCAGUCAUUGGAGCUGGAAGAGGACCUGCUGGUACUAUUAUUCACAAGCUUUUUGUGAAUGCACAGAGGCUGACUGAAUCUUCUGAGGAGGUUGCUACAAUGAUGCCUCUUGAUGACGAACUGAAGAGAUCUGGCUCUAUGGAUGAGAAACGAUUGAGUUCUGGAAUGGUGGCAGAUUUCCCACCCCCAGCAGGGCGGGAGGUUAUUUUGCGCACAACUGUCCCAAGGCCUGCACCUUAUUCUAAACCUCUGCCUCAGAGAAUGUACAGUGUUCUUACGAAAGAGGAUUUCCGACUUGCUGGUGCCUUCUCAUCUGACACAACAUUCUUCUGAUCUCACCAUCUCGUCUGCUGAUCAGGCCUCUUGUGCUGGUAGAAGUGUUUUGCUGGAAGAGCAUGCCUGACAGGAUUGCUCUGCCCAGUCCUCCAGCUCUGAGGAUAGUCCUUUUCUAAACUGGUAAAUAAGCAUCCUCACAGACUAGUCAUUCAAGAACAAAGCCAAACAGUUUCCCUGUGAGAGGCAGAUAAUCUUUUCUGCCCAGAGCCCCAUUCUGUGAACUCCUCCACAGUGUUAGAGAGUUUUGUGGGAUGUUGAGAACAGAAUUACUGGUUUUCAGGUAGUAGUUCAUUCCCAGUAAGUGAAUCUGCUUACAGUAAUAAUGGACCUAUUUAAAGUGGCAUAUACUAGCAUGUAAAAGCAAAAUAUGGUGGUACUUGUAGAAAUUUAUGAUGUUGUGUGAAAAGCUUGCUUUGUUGUUUUAAUGCUAAUCGAAAAUGAGAAUUAGGUAUAUAAGUGGGUUCAUAUGUAUUUGUUAGCAUAAUAAAAUACAACUCAUUUGUGGGUCUA
Molecule: messenger RNA, 3536 nt
Organism: Varanus komodoensis (Komodo dragon)
Lineage: Eukaryota; Metazoa; Chordata; Lepidosauria; Squamata; Varanidae
Gene: RAB3GAP1
Product: RAB3 GTPase activating protein catalytic subunit 1
Exons: 25
Coding region: 42-3023 (993 amino acids)
Biological process (GO): positive regulation of GTPase activity
Molecular function (GO): GTPase activator activity
Source: RefSeq, a predicted model, not a curated record